Messenger RNA from Ogataea philodendri, 1152 nucleotides. RefSeq lists its product as uncharacterized. The transcript has a single exon. The coding region runs from base 1 to 1152 and encodes 383 amino acids. The record is from RefSeq and is a predicted model, not a curated record. Gene Ontology annotation, biological process: proteolysis. Lineage: Eukaryota; Fungi; Ascomycota; Pichiomycetes; Pichiales; Pichiaceae. Gene Ontology annotation, molecular function: cysteine-type endopeptidase activity.
AUGUUUCCAGGUAACUCGCACGCCACCUACAACAACCAGUACCAGCCGCCAUCUGGCCCUCCACCAUCGCAGCAGUACUCGCGGCCUGCUGCGCCACCUCCAAACUGGGGCCAGCAGCAGCAACAGCAGCCACAACAGCAGGCCCAGUACGGACGUGCACCUGCCCAGGAACCACCAAUGCCCUCGUUCAGCAUGCAAACCCAGCAAGUGAACGGAUCGGGCCCUGUGCAGCAGUUUCAAAACUCUGCGUGUAAUGGUACAAAGAAGGCUCUGUUGAUCGGUAUCAAUUACAUUGGAACCAACAACGCCUUGAGAGGCUGUAUCAACGACGCGCACAACAUGUACAACUAUUUGACCCAGGCCCAGGGAUACAAGGCCGAGGACAUUGUCAUGUUGACAGACGACCAAAGAGAGUUGGUCAAGGUGCCAACCAAGGCCAACAUGAUCCGUGCCAUGCAGUGGCUGGUGAAAGACGCUAAGCCUGGAGACUCCCUGUUCUUCCACUACUCGGGACACGGUGGUCAGGAAGAGGACCAGGACGGAGACGAAGAAGAUGGGUUUGACGAUUGUAUCUAUCCUGUGGACUUCCAACAGUCUGGAUCUCUGAUCGACGACGUCAUGCACGACAUUAUGGUGAGACCGCUACCGGCUGGUUGCAGACUCACGUGCAUCUUUGACUCGUGCCACUCGGGAACGGUGUUGGACCUUCCUUUCUGCUACAGAGCCCAGGACGGAGGUAUCAAGGAGUACAAUAUCUGGAAAGAGAGCUCUGGUGACGCCAUGAACCUGGUCACCGGUUACCUGACCAGAAACCCAGCCAUGAUGUUCAGCUCUGUCAGCAGUGUUUUCAAGCGUGUCAAGGCAUCCACGGGCAACCGCGCCGAGGAAAUCAAACGAGCCAAAAUGUCGCCAGCAGAUGUGAUCAUGUUCUCUGGCUGCAAGGACUCGCAGACCUCUGCCGACGCAAGCGAGGCCGGAACCUUUACUGGAGCUUUGAGUUACGCUUUCAUCAAGGUGAUGUCGCAGUCGCCCGUGCAGAGCUACUUGACUUUGUUGCAAGGAAUCAGAAACGUCCUUGCCCAGAAGUACACCCAGAAGCCCCAGCUGUCCUCGUCGCACCAGAUCGACCCUAACAUCCGGUUUAUUAUGUAA